GAAGAGAAGACAGGCCCUCGCUUUCCUACCCACAGGCUGUCCUCCCCAAAACCUAGGCAACAGCCUCCGAGGCACCACAGAAGCCUCUCCAAGCACAUGGAUUCAGCACCACCGCCCCGGGACAUUUGAGGCCUGCACAUGAGGAGUUUGCUUGCUCUCUUGGAGGACUAGCUGAGUGCCCCUAAAGAAGGCGUUGCCCUCCCCACACUCCUUCCACUUUCGGAACUGAGCUCUGCCUUGCCACCACACCUCCUCUCCAGAAGCCAGGGCAGAGGGCCCCCACCCUGGCAGUCACCGUGUCAGCUAAACAAAGCACAAGCAUGCACCACUUCAGCAGGGUCCGGGAUUUUGUGGUUGAGCUGGACCAGGCCCGGGGCCCCGGAGCCGUCUACUGGGGAGGGGAAGUGCUGUCUGGCCAGGUGGUGCUGGAUGUCGCCAAAGGCCUGAAGGUGAGAGCCCUGGCAGUCUGCGCUCGGGGCCUGGCUACAGCGCACUGGCUAGAGAGUAAGAACAUUGGCAUGAACACUGUCUACAGCGACUACACGGCCUUCGAGACCUACUUGAGGAGACGGCAACACCUGAUCCGAGACAAUGGCGACAUCACAGUCCUUCAGGCUGGCCGGCACGAAUUCCCCUUCACUUUCCAGCUUCCCGAGACCUUGGCCACCUCCUUCGAGGGCAAACAUGGGAGCAUCCGCUACUGGAUUAAAGCCAAGCUCCACCGGCCGUGGGCUUCCGCCAAGAGAGCCAAAAAGGAAUUCACCGUCAUUGAGCCCAUUGAUAUAAACACACCGGCAUUGCUGGCUCCUCAAGCUGGUGCCAAAGAGAAACUGGCUCGGGCAUGGUACUGCAACCGUGGACUGGUCUCUGUCUCCGCCAAGAUUGACAGGAAAGGCUACACCCCAGGUGAGGUCAUCCCCAUCUUUGCUGAGAUCGACAACUGCACCACCCGCACAGUGGUGCCCAAGGCUGCCAUCAUCCAGACGCAGACGUUCAUUGCCCGGGGCACCAAGAAGCAGAAGAAGUCUGUGGUGGCCAGUAUCGUGGGGGACUCCAUUGCGGCUGGCAAGAGGGAGGUGUGGCACGGGCGAGCGCUCAAGAUCCCGCCCGUGGGGCCCUCCAUCCUCCAGUGCCGCGUCAUCCACGUGGAGUAUGCACUCAAGGUCUGCAUCGACAUCCCUGGGACUUCCAAGCUGUUCCUGGAGCUUCCACUGGUGAUCGGGACAAUUCCUCUACACCCAUUUGGCAGCCGCACGUCCAGCAUCAGCAGCCAGUACAGUGUCAAUAUCGACUGGCUCCGGCUGGGCAUCCCUGAGCAGCCUGAAGCACCCCCUGACUACUCCUCUGUCGCGUCCAGCGAGGGAUGCAUUGAGGCCUUGGCGCCCCCUUGCCAGGAUGUACCCUCCAAUGCCCUCGAAGGGUCGUUCUUUGCCUACAUCCAAGAAUUCCGCUUCCGGCCUCCUCCACUAUACUCUGAGGUGGACCCCAACCCUCCCUCGGAGAGCAACAGCCGUCCACGCUGCAUGACUUGCUGAGAGAGGCGUUGGUGUCAGAAUGGAAAGCCUGCCUCUUGGCAGGGGAGUGGCUGCACUAUCGGCUCAGGGGGAAUAAUCCCUCGCCCACCCAUCCCUCAGGGAAGCGACUCCGCAUGCCCAACCUCUGAAUUGGUGCUGAGCGCAGAACGUGCGCGCCGGACUCUCCAGGUGGGCGGGCGGGAGUUCAUCCAGCUCGUUUGGUGAUGGGGAUGAUGCACGGCUGGCCACAGCCCCAUGGAGUGACCUCCGAGCCUUGGACCGUGGCCGUGAUCGCCCGUCUUCUGCCUGAGACUUUUCUGUGCUGGCUCCCCCCCCCUCAGCCUCCUCUGGCAUUUCCCACAUGGUGCCUUUUAGGAGAAGGAAGUUGAGCCUGGGCCCUCAAGGGGAAAUUGUUGUCAGCACUUCUGAUAUUUCAUGGAUCACCCAGUUUUGCUUUCUCUGUUAAGACUAGUCCGACCUGCAAUACCCACAGGAACAGGCAGUGGAGGGGGAAGGGGGGGGUGUCCCAGGAGGUGAAAGGAUAGCUUGUGGGGUGCAGCGACAGGGGUCUGCCGGUAGGUCACCUGCCUUUUUACCCACUUCAAAUGGAGUUUAACUGUAAUUGCACUGGGGUUUGUGGAGAGGAUUGCACAGCUUGCAUCUGAUGCUUUCUUACUUGCAGCUUCGGUUAUCCACUGUGUUUGAACUGUGGGGUGGGAGCUGGAAGAUCUGUUUGUAGGGGCCGGAGGGGGGAGGGAGGAGGCAGGUUGGCAGGAUGUUAAAGCAAUGCUUUGCCCUGGAGUGGUGAAAGCUAACCCCAUGGAAAAGGGGCAGACUGUUUGGAAGGUUUUUGGCCUUUUCAGGAUGGGUCCGGAAUAGACCCCAAAUCCUGGGCAUUUGGAAGGGAGGGAAGUUAGAGGGUUUCUCUCUCUCUCUCUCUCUCUCUCUCUCUCUCUCUCUCUCUCUCUCUCUCUCUCUCUCUCUCUCUCUCUCUCUCUCUCUCUCUCUCUCUCUCUCUCUCUCUAAAA
Messenger RNA from Rhineura floridana, 2542 nucleotides. RefSeq names its product arrestin domain containing 2 (gene ARRDC2). The transcript has 8 exons. Gene Ontology annotation, cellular component: cytoplasm; plasma membrane. NCBI's taxonomy places the organism in Eukaryota, Metazoa, Chordata, Lepidosauria, Squamata, Rhineuridae. Gene Ontology annotation, biological process: protein transport. The record is from RefSeq and is a predicted model, not a curated record. The coding region runs from base 321 to 1535 and encodes 404 amino acids.